UGACAAUUUCUCCAAUCGCCGAUUCCUCUCUACAGUGUCUGACUCUGACUCUUUCGCGUUCCAUUUGAGUGAAUUUCUCUUCCCAGUUCUCUCUCUGUGUCUGAGUCUGACCCGAUCCUCCUGUGACGAUCUGUGUCACAAAAUCUGCAUGUGUACGUUGUCGAAUAACUCUCUCUUUCUCCCCUCUCAUAAAUGCACUUUUUAAGCCUUUGAAGCCUUUUUGGGAUUUUCACAACGACCCUCCAAUCUCUCUCUCUCUUCUCUUUAUAAUCACUAUCUCAUCACCCCUAAUUACGUCAAUACUAAUGAAUAUUAUCCAUAAAAUCUCAUGUUAAUUAAUUAUAAUUUUAAAUUACGAUUCCGCACACUCUCUCUACCUAUAUAGCCUUAAUGGUCUCUUUCAGUUAAACCACAAAUCAAAGCAACAAACGAGGCAAAGGUUUUGCUUUUUAUUGAGAUAGAAAGAAAGAGAGAAGGUCAUGCAUAUCUUCUGAUAUAAUCACAUCAAACAUUAGCUUUAAACCUACCCCAAUUCGAAUCUCUUCUCGUUUCAUCUUUUUUAAGUUUUAUUCUUUUUUUUUUUUUUUAAAUUAAUGGCUAGGCCAUGAAAUAUCUAUUUCAAUAGAAAAGGGAGAGUUUUGGUGGUCCUAGUUAUUAUUUUCUUCAUAGUUUCUGCUCUCUCUGGCCCUAGUUAUCAUGGCUGUUCAGGCACAGAUGUAUUCUGAGAGUCUCUGUCUCCCUCUCUCUGGUUUGCAAGAUUGUAUGGUUAAUAAUCCUGUUUCUGGGUUUGAAGCAGAUUUUUGUUUCGCUUUUCAAGACUCUCAGCAGCAGAAUCUCUUUCUUCAAUCACAAAGCUCUCAAAACUUUGGUUUUUAUUGCUAUAAUAAGGGGGCAGGGCCUUCUUCUUCUUCAUCACAAUCAACUUGUAAUAGUUUCCCUUCCAUGGCUCUUUCUCAAUCUCUGGAUGCUCAUCAUCUCGAAAUACAAAGGCAAGAGGUAGACUACGUUCUUCAGUUACAGAAUGAGAGGCUGAGAUCUGCUUUGCAAGACCAAAGAAGGCAACAACUGGCAAUUCUGCUAAAGAAUGCGGAAACCAAAGCCAGUUAUUUAAUGAGGCAAAAAGAAGAGGACUUGGCACAAGCAAGAAAGAAAACAAUGGAGCUGGAGACAUGCUUAAGAAAAGCACAAAUGGAGAGAGAAUCAUGGCAAAGGCAAGCAGGAGAAAACGAAGCAAUGGUCGUAGAACUAAGCAACACGCUAGAACAAGUGAGAGAGACACUGGUCUUGGGCAGCAGCAGUAGAGGCCAAGAUACAGAAUCCUUUUGCUGUGGUUCAUGCGAUAGAGAACAAGAGGACCCCCCAAAAAAGAUGGCCUGUAAAGGGUGCAAUUCUAGGGCCUCGUGCGUUCUCUUUUUACCUUGCAAGCAUCUCUGCUCGUGCAAGUUUUGCGAAGCUUUUCUCCUCUCUUGUCCCGUCUGUGAAUCCCUAAAGGAAGGUAGCCUGGAGGUCUUCUGGGCCUAACAAUUGAGGAACCCACAAAAGCCAGAAGCUGUGGUUAUUUUCUUGAACCGAAAUGAUGAUAGUAUGAGGAAAUGAUCUGUUAAUUCUGUUUUUUACCUGAUUUAGCUUAGGAGAAAGCAAAUCUGAAAUCCAUUAUUUAUUUUGAUUUUGUUCUUCUUUGGCUCACAAGAAAUGGCAACCAGCUGUAGUCA
Molecule: messenger RNA, 1712 nt
Organism: Manihot esculenta (cassava)
Lineage: Eukaryota; Viridiplantae; Streptophyta; Magnoliopsida; Malpighiales; Euphorbiaceae
Product: probable BOI-related E3 ubiquitin-protein ligase 2
Exons: 2
Coding region: 697-1521 (274 amino acids)
Molecular function (GO): ubiquitin-protein transferase activity
Source: RefSeq, a predicted model, not a curated record